This is a messenger RNA of Brassica rapa (field mustard), 5126 nucleotides long. RefSeq lists its product as uncharacterized. The record is from RefSeq and is a predicted model, not a curated record. NCBI's taxonomy places the organism in Eukaryota, Viridiplantae, Streptophyta, Magnoliopsida, Brassicales, Brassicaceae.
GUUCCAUUGAGCGUUGUUUACAACAAAAAUAAGACGCCCACUUUUGAUAACACGUUCACUAUGGAUCUCCGCAAAAGUAGAGCAACAACAACCACCGUUACUCUCUCAUGUCUUCUCCUCGUUUCUUCAUUCUACACUCUCUCCACCGCAACAUCAGCCACAAAUCCACCCUCGUACCAACUAUUUCUAUUUGUAGGAUUCGUUCUAGCCGCAGCUUUGUCGCUUCUGAUACUUGUCACUGCUGCACGAGCCACCAUGGUCGCGUGGAUAACAGUGAUCGUCUUGCUGGCCUUCUCGGGUACACGCCGCCGUGUUCUGGCGAAGCAGGGAAAGAUGAUAACGACGGACGUGGCUAUGUGCUUGGUCAGGGUUCUGAUUAGUGAGGCAGAUCCUCGUGGUUAGUCUGAUGGGGUUAGUACGAUGUUAAAGAGUAUUUACUAUAUACAUAUUAUCCAUGUAUAUAACUUCAACUUAUUCGUUUUGCGAAUGAUUUUCGGUUUUAUUUUUAUUAUAUAAUCAAAUGUAAGUUUCGAGUAUCUAUAUAUCUGUGUAUGUGGAAUUCUUCAAAUGUUCAUUAAAUGCUAGUCAAGUUAUGAGACAAAAUUCAGUUCAAAACAAAAAGUUAUGAGACAAAUUUUUGGUGAACAGUUACAAAAUAAGAAUAAAAUUGGGAAAAUUGUUUUUUGGGCCAAAAAAUGAUAACUAUGCAGUAUGUCUUAUUAGACUAAUUUAUUUUUUGUACCAUUUUUUCCUCUAAUACCUUUUAGUAUUUUCCAACAUAAAUUAAAUAAAUAGUUUUACAAACAAUUUUAUAAAAAAAAUAGUAACUAUUGAUAAAAUACAUAUAUCAACUUAUUGGUAUUUUUUCAGUUUUAAAAAUAUUUAAAUCAUAAUUUCAUAGUUUGCUCUACAAAAAGUAGAAUUGACAUUCUACACAGUAAAAAUGUAAUCUACUUUUUUCAUUGAAAUCUAAUAUCUUUAGAAUAUGUGAUCUACGUAAAUAAUAGUAAUCUAAAAAUAUUUGAAAAAUACAUUCCGCGUGUAACCUAUCCAGAAUCUACACAUUACUAUAAAUGUAAAACCUAUAGAAAUCAGAAUCUACACAUUACUAUAAAUCUAAAAUUAGUAGAAAUUAUCGAUUUCAAACAAAAUCGGAAAUUAAAGCUAAAUAUGGUCACAACAUAUCUUAACAGAAUCACAAUAAAUAGCAUAUUGAAUAACAUGCUAAAACUGAACCAGUAAAUAAUUGGAAGAUCUUUUUUGUUCGGUUAGUUUUAGGUGAUUAAGUUAUAUAACCAGGUGGAAGCACCGUAGCCUAUUGGUUAAGGUUUAAAGGCUUUUACACCCAGGUCUGGGGUUCGAAUCCCAGACUAUGUAAUUUAUUGCAGAUUACAGGAAAUCCAGGUUUCAAGUCCCGGAGAAAGCGGUUUAUUAAACAAUUAUGCAGACUACAGAGGAAAUGCUUGCAAGAAAUUUUCAACAUGGUGCAAGUAAAUUUGGCCAGACGUGGAUCUUCAUAGGACGUCUCAAGUGAUGCAGUUAGGCGUAGAUCUUCAUAAGGCAGGUAGUAUUGUCGGUUGUCGAAUCGUCUAUAUAAUCUUUCCUAUAUCAUAAUUGUAACAUCGUAAUAAAUCAGCGUUAAAAAAAAGUUAUAUAACCAUAAAAGGGAAUGACAUUGCUUGUAAAUGUCAAAGCAAAUCAAUGGUAAAUUUUUAUUUGUAAUUCAGUUUUAAUAGAAUAGAUGUUGAAUAUUAAGUUAUAGUUAUGUAUAUAGAGGACAGUAUAGCAAAUGUCAUGGGAGUGUUCACUUUUUAUAUAAUUAUAUUACUACUAUCAUAUAGUUGUAUAACUAUAUAUAACAAUACCAAAAGAACAUUAUGGCGUUUAGUUGACUCGUUAGAGGUAGUAUAUAUUAAAAUUGUCUUAACAUACAUAAACGUUUAGUGAUCCAACGUCUAAACAAACAAAAUGUCAUAUUUACAUACAGGAAAUAUACGGUUAAGAUCAAAAGGAAAUAUUCCUUAAAAAAAGCUAGUGCACUGUUGGAAUAUAUGAAAGAACUAAGAUCUUCCAAUUAUUUACUGGUUAAAGCUAUGGUUAAAGCAAUAUAAAUGUCAAAGCUAGAUGGUUAAAGCAAUGUAAAAUCACAAGUCAAAGAAGUCUCAUGUUUUAAUAGUAUAGUAGUUUUACCGGUGAUGUCUUGUGAUUUUACAUUGCUUUAACCAUCAUUUUGAUUCACAUUUUGUUCAUUUAUAUGUAUUUAGAGAACGUUUAGGUUUAUAGUAUUUGCAUUUGUUGAAAAUAUUUUUCAUGGAAUUUGGAGCAAUUGGAACAUGAAAUGAGGUUAAAGAGGUGAUUUCGAGAGACAGAGUGAAGACAAAGUUUCACAGAGGCCAGAAGCAACGGUCGAGGAGUCCUAACCAUAAGCUGCUGUAGACACAUAGUGGGCAGGUGUAGACAAGAAGUGCCAAACUUGAUAGCGGCAAGUGCAAGCCGCUAGAAGAAAAUAUGUACUUCCUGUUCGGAAUCAGGAAGAGGCAGUGGUGUCAUGUAGCCGCUAUAAAAAUAAAUGCGGAGCACAUUAGUGCUAUCCAUUGUUGAUGUCUUUAGCAGCAGCUAGCAUCCCAGUCUCCUACUACCAGUGAUGGUCCACAGCGGUUUGUUGAUCUUCAAAAGUCAAUAUUCGACCAAAAGGUCGACAUUUUAUUUAGGUUUGACCAAGGCUUGUUGGAUCGACCCAGUUCGCAUUAAAAACCCUAUUUAAGUGGUUUGGGUGACAACCGCCGGUGGCUCUAGCUCUGCGAAGUUGGCUCUAUCUUAAGACUAACCUCGAUCCGAACACAUUGUCCGCCAUGAAGUAACGGUGACAUCAGGAUUUGCUAUUCAAUCAUGUUCGUCGGAGUGGGGCUUCAUGCUUCUAUUAUUUUCUUUCCUUCAUUUGUGACUUUUUUUUUCUUAGAUUUCAUAUCUUGCUCUAGGUCUGUUUUUUUUUUUGAGUUGCACUUCUUUAGGUUUUUUUGUUUUUCAGGUAAAUAUUUGUAUUUUCUGAUACCUUUUUGGGUUAAUUAUAUUUUAAUACAAUAUUAAUUAAAAUAAUAAUUUUAAAGAAACAAAAAAAUGAGCAUAAAUAACAAUUUAUUUGAUUUGUUUUUAUGAGAUAGAAUAGGAUAAAAGCGGCUGACAAAAAAAGAGAGGAUACAAGCGAUAAAAAGAACAAAAAGGUUGAAAGUUAACCUCGGGCGUUAGAUCAUAUCUUUAGCAGUGGUUCAUAUUGAGUUUGAUAGUGAUCUUUCUUAUUCUUUAUUAACCAAUAAAAAUUCAAAUUUUAAUUUCUUUUGUAUUUAAAUUUAAAUAUUUUAUUUACAAUAAAAAUCAAGUACAAAAUACAUAUUUUUAAUAUUUUUGUUUGAAUGUAAACCAUAAAUAUAAAAUUUUAUAGUGUAUAUAUUGAAUUAUAAGGUACUUUCAUUUGAAAAUCUUAAUAAGGUUAAAUUAAAAUAGGAAAAUCAAUCUAAAAAUGUAUAUUUUAAAGUUAUAAUAUAAAAUCAAAAUGCAUAUUUUACAUAUGAAACUAAAUUUUAAAUAUCAUUAUAUAAAUCAUAUGUUAUUGAUAUUUUUAUAUAUAUAAUAAAUAGUUAAAUUUUGGUAUAUAUUUAAAUAUUUUUAUAACGAUUUUUAUUUUUCUUUAAAAAAAUAAAAAGUUUGUAUAAGGGUUAUAUAUUUUUAUUAUACAGGGUUUGGAAUAUGGGGAUAGGAAAAGUUUUGUGUUCGUGUGAUACUUUUUUGAUGUCUUUUCUCUUGUUAUUUUAUUUUCCAUGUCGAGAACGCUCUAUAAUCCUAGAAAGCUAAAAUAUGUACAAAGAAAAUAGUGAAAUAAUACGUUGGAUAAUCAGACUCUUAACGACGCACAUAGACAUCUCCAAUAAACGGCUUCUAAACUGAACACAAAAAAUUUACAAUAUAAAUUUAGCGUUAAUAUAAAUUGAGUUCAUUACUUUAGAAAAAUCUGUUAGUAUUAUAUCACUUUUUCUUCUUCCGUCAACACCUGAAAAGUUUUACAUCUUUGAUUAGAUUUUCAGAAAAUGAUUUAUUCUUCCGAUGAAUGGUAUGAUGAGUCUUACAAUGUUGCAGUGACCAAUCGCCUCAUCGUAUCGUUUAAGCUUGAUCAAGCAAGCUGCCAUGUUUAUAUAGGUGGCAUGGGUUUUUGACUGCCAAAGCCAUAUCAUGGUACUUCCCAUACAGCUGAAACAUAAAAUCGUCCCCCAUGUAGGCAAUGGCCUGAGACCAAAAAAAAAACCAUGAUCAAAACCCGAAAGGGGAGACAAGAGUUUUAACAAGACUCCCACAGUAUGAUUGAAAACCAAAUAUUUUGACUGUAAAUGUUAGAAAGAAAGAGAAAAGAUCAAUAACCAUUUCAUACUGUUGCAUAGCCUCCUCCAAUUUAUCCUCUUUAAACAGAUUGUUCCCGUCCAUCUUCCUUCUUCCUUCUUCCUUCUGUCUGCUGCACCAAUCCUUUCCUCCACAGUCAUAUCACUGCGAGCCUUUCCCUGUACAAGUCCAUCCUCUCAACUCUCAAGUCAGCUUUAAACAUGUGGAGUUGUCAGGGUAAGGAGAGAAGAAACUGCUCACUAUAUUAAAGAGAAGAACUUGCCUCCCUUGUUUCGUUAAAUCCAACUUCAACCUCAUAUAACAAGUCCGCCAUAGGAGGAACAUUUGGAAAAGAAAAGUUCCCAUCUUUCCCAUAUCCCAGUUCCCAGCCAAUAUGCAAGCGAGCGCACGUUCACCAGACUUCAUGCUAGAAACACCGAUGGCCAAACCGGCAUUUCUUUUUUCUCUGCUCACUUCUUAGUCCACAGAUACCGGUCUGAGUUUAGACUGAAUGGUAUUAGAGUUUAGACUUAUUUUUAUUUUGGUUAAAAUAAAUGUAAUCUUUGAUAUAGAAAUUGCACAAUUUGUAAAAUUAAAUAAUAUUUUUUUAUAUUGUGUUUGUAGAGAAGACACAUAAGCAAAAUUUAAAAAAUCACUUUUAAAAUAGUGUCUAGGGAAUUACCAAAUCUAAAUCAUUUUUUUCUAAUCUCCCUAAUUGUCAUACGGAAAAAAACAUUCUGAUAAAAUAACAAAAGACA